This is a messenger RNA of Sphenostylis stenocarpa, 1632 nucleotides long. The record is from the annotation of a GenBank genome assembly. Lineage: Eukaryota; Viridiplantae; Streptophyta; Magnoliopsida; Fabales; Fabaceae.
AUGGCAUGGCAAAACCCCCCCAAAACCCAAAUGGCUUCCAACCUCUUCUUCUUCUUCUCCAGAUUCACUCAUCUACACACGGCGUCGUUCUCAAAGCCAAAGCUCGACGACAGCGUCGUUGCGGCACUUUGCAAUUCCUUCAGAGAGCGACGCAACUGGGACUCCAUUACCCGCGAGUUCCGUUCCCUUCAAUUAAACGACGUCUCGGUUGAACACCUCCUUCUGCAACUCAAUUCCCCCUCCGACGCAAAAGCCGCAUUGGGCUUCUUCCAUUGGGCCGCAUCCCUGCCCAACACCACCUUCCAACACAGCACUCGCUCCUACACCAUACUCAUCAACCUCUUGUUAAGAGCCAACUUAGUCGCCCACGCCCGUGCUCUUCUCCACUCACUCACCAAAACAAACACCGACUCUCUUUCGGUUCGUGCACUCGUUGAUUCUCUUCUCCACGUCGUCGUUUCAACCUCUCGCGCUCUUGCCGUAAACCUUCUCGUCCAAGCCUACGCCAAAGCCAAGCUAACGGACAUCGCCUUCGACGUUUGCCGUUACGUGGAAGAGCAUGGAGUCUCCGUUUCCCUCUCCGUCGUCAGUUUUAAUACCUUGCUUCACGCGGUUCAGAGAUCUGAGAAAUGUUUUUUCGUUUGGGAGGUUUACGAGUUCAUGAUUCGGAGUAGGGUUUACCCUAAUUUGACGAGCUUGCGAAUCAUGGUUGAUGCGUUGUGCAAGGAGGGUGAAUUGCAGAAGAUUGUGGACACGCUGGAUCGAAUUAUGCGGAGGAGUACUUUCCGUUCUCCUUCUAUGAUCGUGAAUUGUAGUUUGAUGUUGAGGAUUUUGGAGAGAGGACGCGUGGCGGAAUCGGAGACUGAUGUGGUGGUUUUGUUGAAGAGGCUUUUGCAGAAGAAUUUGCUUCACGAGACCGUUGUGUGGUCUCUGAUUGUGCAUUCGAAGGUUGUUUUUGGGGAUUUGGAUUCCGCAUGGGGGUUAUAUAGGGAGAUGGUGAGAAGAGGGUUUGAGUCGAACGCGUUUGUUUACACGUCGUUUGUUGGAGCGUUUUGCAGAGAUGGGAGAGUUGAGGAGGCUAUUGGUUUGAUGCGUGAAAUGGAGGGGAAGGGGUUGAGGCCGUACUGUGAGACGUUUGAGCACGUUGUUGUUGCGGCGGAUUCGGAGGAGUGUGUGAGGGUUUUUGAGGAGAUGUUGAGGGUUGGGUGUGUGCCUGGUUGUAUGGUGUUUAAUAAGGUGGUGGAGAGGCUGUGUGAGAAGGGGGAAGUGGAGAAGGCGAAUGAAAUGUUGAGUGUGUUGUUGGAUAAAGGUUUUUUGCCGGAUGAUGUUACUUAUUCUCGUUUGAUGCAGGGGUAUGCUAGAAAGCGGGAGGUUCAGGAGGUUUUGAAGCUGUAUUAUGAAAUGGAGUACAGGCGUGUGAGUCCUGGGUUUUCGGUUUUUGCGACAGUGAUUCGGUGUUUGUGUCGUUGUGGGAAGGUUGAAGAUGCUGAGAGGUAUUUGAGCGUGAUGAAACAGCGGUUGGUGGCUCUGGAUGUGAGCGUGUAUGAGGUGUUGAUUGAUGGCUACAUGAAGAAGGGGGAUAGUGCUAGGGCUCUUCACCUUCGUGAUGAAAUGGCUUCUUUGGAGUUGUAA